GCCUGGACAUCUUAACUAUGGUGGAAUGGGAAGAGAUCUAAUUAUUGGGCAACCCACUGGAAGUGAGCUUGGUGGCCGUGCAGCCUCAAUUGAAUCUCGGGGGCCUAGUUCGAGAAAACGUAACCUGGAGGAAGGUGGGAGCACAGCUGACAAACCAAUAAGCAGGCUUCAGCCUGCUGACAGCAUUGAGGGAACCGUCAUUGACCGUGAUUGUGAUGAAGUUGAUGACGCCGCACAAGAUUCUGGUGCUAGGAGCAAAAGGUCUCGUUGUUUUAAUCUUUUUGAUAUUAAUCGCCCAUCUUCUUCAGGAGCUGGUCCCAGCAGAAAUUUAAGUUUCGACCUGGAUAUAGAUGUUAAUAGGUUUGAUACAUCUAAUGCUGAGGUUCCAUCCGCCCUUCGCAACCCAUUUCCAAGGGACUCUAUGAGGGAAUCUUCUGUUAUUGCAAUGGAUACAGUUCACGGCAUGGAAGAAAAUUCAAUGGAGAGUGUCGAAUACCAUCCAUGUGAUGUUGAUGAUGUUAAUAAGCCUUCUAGUGCACUCAGGAGUGGUUUAAUGAGUGACACGUUGGAUCCGAAUUAUAGCAACCAAGCACAGCAAAGCAGUUUUGUACAGCCUGCUGCUGAAACUGAAAGCAAUGCAAGAGAGAUAGGAGGGAGUAGUAUGAAUGGAGGGGAAGAAGUCCUCAAUGCUGAAACAACCCCUGCAUUUGCUAGAGAUCAACUUAGCCUGGGAGUUAGCGGGGGGAGUGUCGGGAUGGGUGCUAGUCAUGAAGCUGAAAUUCAUGGGAUUGAUGUUUCUGGGCAUAAAACUGGUAGCGUUGUCGGAGAUGCUGAUCCAAUUCCUGAGCUCAUCGAGACUAUGGGCCACACUGGUGAGUCAGCUCCUGGACCUGCAUUGAUGGAUGAGUUUGUCCCUGAAGAAGUUGGUCGAGAAGGUCCUAAUGGUGAUAGCCAAGAUAUGGCAUCUCGGUUAGCGGUUCGAGCUGACAGUGGUUCUAAAAUUUGUGGUUCAACUAAAGCUGAUUCAGUUGAGAGUGGAGAGAAGACGAGCCGUGAGAAUAGCGCACAUCCUUCUCUUUCUUGCAAUGCAAGAGUUUUUUCUGGCAUUGAUGCAUCAAAAGACGAAGUGACUGGUAUAAUGCUAACUAACGAUGACUAUGAUCCAGGAAGUGGUCUAGGAGCAACAAAUGGAGGAAACGAUUAUGAAACAGGUCUUCCAGACUUCGAUCCAAUAAGGCACCACAACGAUUACUGUCCUUGGGUGAAUGGAAAUGUUGCUGCUGCAUGUUGUAUUAGUACCGGUUCGAGCACAGCUCUUUCAGGCUGGCAGCUCACGGUAGAUGCCAUCGAGACUCUGCAGUCUCUUGGCCAGGCUCAAAAUCAGACGAUGCAGUCAGACUCUGCGGCUUCAUUAUAUAAGGACGAUCACGUCCCGCCUAGCCGGAAGCUGCUGAAAAGUGCGAACCACAGCAAGAGCUGAGCUCUGGAGCAAGAUUCUUCAAUGCUCAUAGAAAAGUUGUCUUGUCGAGGCCCUAACCUGAGCAGGGGCAAUGGCUUGCAUUUCUGUGAAAUUUGGUCUUAGUGUGGUCGUGCUGCAUUUACCGGAAGAGCUUAGAAACCAUGGACACGCGUGAUAAGAGAUAAUUCUUAGGCCGUGAUGUGUGCAGGUGACAUGGCUUGUCCCCCGCCAUCUUGCAAAAUUGUUUAUGUCAGGUUGAUUGUAUCUAUCUACAUACAUGUUAUGUUAUUUCAGUCUCCUGGAGUCUGUAACAUGUAACGUGCCAUUUCGUUGAUGGUUUGUCCUACUGAAUAAUAUUGACACAGACGACCACAUUUAUGUAUUUUGUGCGAAAACUUGCAAGGCCCU
Zea mays is the source of this 1867-nucleotide messenger RNA. RefSeq lists its product as uncharacterized. The record is from RefSeq and is marked provisional. The transcript is spliced from 3 exons. Gene Ontology annotation, cellular component: nucleus. Bases 26 to 1480 code for a protein of 484 amino acids. Gene Ontology annotation, molecular function: zinc ion binding. Lineage: Eukaryota; Viridiplantae; Streptophyta; Magnoliopsida; Poales; Poaceae.